GUGUGUGAGUACGUGAGUGAGUGUGUGCGUGAGUAAUACAGGGUGAGAACAGUAGACGGUCCUCCCACCCUCUCUAUAAAAGACCUUACAUUGAGUCUGAGGGAGCAAAAGGAGUGACAGUACAAAGAGUGAGAGACAGAACAGAACUGAGCUGUCUGAACUUUAACCUGGCGUUUAACAGAGCUGCAGUUAGACUCCUGAGUAACACAUUUAAGGAUUUAUUUCAUACAGCAACAAGAUGAUGGUAAUGAGGCUGAUUUUGGUGGUCAGUGCAGCGCUUGUCCUGAUGUCGGAUGGUACCAUGGGCGCAAGGUCUCUGUCCCGUAGCCGCAGGGAGCUUGCCAACCCGCUGCAUGUAAUGGGCAUCAGGGAUCCCUUUGGCUCCUACUGCCAAAGGAGAGGAGGUUGUUGCCCUGGAAGAGAUGACCAGUGUACCGUGCCCUAUCUAGACACCAUAUGCUAUUGUGAUCUUUUCUGCAACCGCACCGUGAGUGACUGCUGCCCAGAUUUCUGGAACCAGUGUUUGGGAAUCGAACCUCCCUACAGAGGUAUCUGUGAACGAAAUGGUCACAAGUUCCACUCAGGUGCCACCUACAAAGAGAACUGCAAUUUAUGUACCUGUAGUCCAAAUGGCCGUUGGGAUUGUGAGCAGCAUGUCUGCCUGAUAGAAGAUGACAUGAUUCAGGCAGUGAACCGUGGUAACUAUGGCUGGAAGGCAGCAAACUACAGUAAGUUUUGGGGCAUGAACCUGGAUGAGGGUCUGCGCUACCGUCUUGGCACUCGAAGACCUUCGCGAGCCAUCAUGAGCAUGAAUGAGAUUCAAAUGAACAUGGAUAAUAAUGAAUAUCUGCCCAGCUAUUUUAAAGCUGCUGAGAAGUGGCCAGGAAAGAUCCACGAGCCUUUGGACCAGGGUAACUGUGCAGGCUCAUGGGCUUUCUCCACCGCAGCCGUAGCAUCCGACCGAAUCUCCAUUCAGUCCAUGGGACACAUGACCCCACUGCUCUCACCACAGAAUCUGAUCUCCUGUGACAAGCGUAACCAAGGAGGCUGUGAUGGAGGGCGCAUUGAUGGGGCUUGGUGGUACCUGAGGAGAAGAGGGGUGGUGACAGAGGAGUGUUAUCCAUUUUCUCCUCCCCAGCAGACUCCUGUUCAGGUGAGCCACUGUAUGAUGCAGAGUCGCUCAGUGGGCCGAGGAAAACGGCAGGCUACAGCACGCUGUCCCAACAUCUAUAGCUACCACAAUGAAAUCUACCAGUCCACACCGCCCUACAGACUGUCCUCAAAUGAGAAAGAGAUAAUGAAAGAGAUCAUGGAUAAUGGACCUGUGCAAGCGAUAAUUGAGGUGCAUGAAGACUUCUUUGUGUACAAAAGUGGAAUCUAUCGACACACAGCAGUGAACUCACACAAAGCACCACAGUACCGCAAGCAUGGUACACACUCAGUAAAGAUCACAGGGUGGGGAGAAGAAAGAGACUACAGUGGAAGAACACACAAGUACUGGAUUGCUGCCAAUUCAUGGGGCAAGAACUGGGGCGAAGAUGGCUACUUCCGCAUUGCACGAGGAGAAAAUGAAUGUGACAUUGAGGCUUUUGUGAUUGGCGUGUGGGGCAGGAUAACCAUGGAGGACAUGUACAGCCAUCACCACCACCACCACCACCACAGAAAACGUAAAUAGGGACAGUCGAGUCGAGAUUUUUGCAGGCUUUUUUCCAGCGAGAUCCAUGAACAACUCAAUAUGUGCCUCAUAUUCAGUCAGGAUAACAGAACCUCAGGAUAUGAUUUCCAUCAAAACAAUCUUCACUGAUGAUCUAUCAAAAAACACUAUUCCCAUCAGUGCUAAUGGAUGUUUAAUACCAGAUUAUUGAGCAAGUGAUGUUUUUGUUUAAGCUUUUUGACCCAAUUAUGGAUUAAACAGUUAUAGGUGAAAGGUAAUAGUUUUUUUCUUUAAUGUAAUGAAUGCUUAUGGUAAAGUGUUUGUACAGAGAGGUCUAGCAUUGCAUGAUGUGAACAUGCUUCCAAUGUGAGUUUAUCACAAGCCCCCGCUGGUAGCUAUAGGGCUCAGUUUCAAACCACUCAGGACCACUUACUGCAAAGACAUUUCACCUCACUUAAAAAUAUAAGGAGGCCUAUGGUUUAAAUGUAUUUUAUGUUUAACUUUUUUAUUAGGAUCUGGUAGGCAGGGUAUAAACAAGGUGGUUGUUUAGUAUAACCAUACAGUAUAAAUUAUUUAUUAAUUCCAACUGGAAACAGCAACAUACAAAGUGGAGGAGCGUGUAAUUAAUAGAUCUGGUUGGUGACUAAGUAUUUAUUCUAAGUUUGUUAAUGGUUGUAGAUAUUUCCCUUAAGUGUUGGCUGCUAAAAGACUGCAGUGGCUUUUACCAUGACACAAAAAUGACACAGGAUGCCUGACUUGGCACUUUUCAAAUCAAAUAAGUUUAAAUCUUUUUUAAAAGUAUCCUGUGUGCCAUUCCAAAGUAUCAGAAUGUAAAUGGUAACUUACUUUACACUAGUGCUAAACUGAACAUUAUAACCAAUGAUCUUAGUAUGUGUUGCAAUCUGAGGCAGAGCCAUUUUUACAGCUUUUUAGGCCGCCUGCACAGUCUUACAGUGGUUGCAAGCAUUUCAUUUGAAUUUACUCAUUAAUCAUUACACUCAGUAAUUUAUAAUAAACCAUAAUUAAAUUAUUGUUAGCAGAUACUGCCUAAUUAGCCUCUCCCAGAUUAGUCAUUUAGGAGUUUCUGGAGAGCUCAUCAACCUUGAAAAAAAGGUGUGAUUGGCUAAAAGUUAUAUCAGAAAAGCAGUCAAGUCCCAGUUUUAAAGAAGAAAAUGUGACUUCUGUGUUGUGAUAACUAAUUUGACCCAAAAUACGCAGAAAGGCAUAAAAUUAGCCAUCCAAGAGAACGUAGCACUUUAGUAAGUACAGCAGUGUUUGAGUUUUUCAUUUCUACAAUAGAGGGAGCUCUAACUACACUGGUGCAAUUCGACACAAGCUGUCCAUUAAUCAUCUUGUAGUUCACAUGCAUUUGUUUAAAUAUCACAGCGGUAUUCAGAUCAAAAUGUUAAAAGUAAUAGUCAUUUUUGGUGAUGGCUACAAUUUUAUAUUUCUUUAUAUUUUGUAGACAUUUUGUCUAGUCCAUGAUGUUCUCACUAGAUUUCUUUCACUAGGACUGUUUGCGCAGACAAUGUAAUUUGUUUAUUUGCUUUGUUGUUAAAGAAACAUACAUAACCUGUAUUUUAAUAACGCUGAUCUUUAUUACUUAUCCAAUUCCAUAAUGCUGUGAUAUAUUGUAUACUAUAUAUGUAUAUAUAUAUAUAUACACACACACACCCUGGUAAAUAUGUGUAUUUCUCCUCAGCUAUUUGUAUUCAUAUAAUAGAGCAUUACAGUUGAUACUAAUCUCUAAUGCAUAAUGUCUAUAUUUGUGCAAAAUGACUAUAGCAGCACAAUACAUAACCAAAACAUAAGCAUAACCUGCCUAUUUUAACAAGAAUAUUAUUGCAAAAUCAUUCCCAUAAUGCAAUGGGAUCUGUCAGCAAAUGUCUUAAUCUAUAGCACGUCAUGCUAUAUUCAUGACUUCCUUAAUCUGCUAUGAAUAAUGUUUUGCACAGCAAUACAGCCCUGAAUGUUUCACUCUUCAACUGAGUCUGCAGCUGCGUUUCACACUAACUGCCCCUGAAUACAUCAUUUUCAUUUAUUUAUUUGUGAUGCAUUAUUACCAUUACAAGCUAUUGUAUUAUUCAUUUAAAUCAUGCAAACCUCAACUUGAAAUUGUUCUUAAAGUUUUCAUAGACCCAUCCAUCCAUUCACCUAUUUAUAACAUUUACUAAUUUAGUCAUUCAAACCAGAGAGAAAUCUUUUACUGGCCGAACCUAAAACAAGCAGACACAUUUUGCUUGACCAGAUGUUGUUUAUUUCUGCAUGAAUAAAUGUUUGGCAUUGCAGGAGUUACUUUCAUCUGGCUGACACACCUGUAUUAGUGUACCUAAUGUUAAAAUUUGUAGAACUUUGUAGAAUAUAUUCUUCUAGUCUUUUGUGCAAUGUGUGUUGUCAUCCUGUUAUACUGUAAGUAUGUAUGUAUGUGUGCAGUACAAACCACUCUCGUGUUUACCUGUGUAAUACAAUAAAAUCUAUUUUAGACACCAA
Molecule: messenger RNA, 4144 nt
Organism: Trichomycterus rosablanca
Lineage: Eukaryota; Metazoa; Chordata; Actinopteri; Siluriformes; Trichomycteridae
Gene: tinagl1
Product: tubulointerstitial nephritis antigen-like 1
Exons: 12
Coding region: 239-1675 (478 amino acids)
Biological process (GO): proteolysis
Cellular component (GO): lysosome
Molecular function (GO): cysteine-type peptidase activity; peptidase inhibitor activity
Source: RefSeq, a predicted model, not a curated record